Molecule: messenger RNA, 1955 nt
Organism: Musa acuminata AAA Group (dessert banana)
Lineage: Eukaryota; Viridiplantae; Streptophyta; Magnoliopsida; Zingiberales; Musaceae
Product: beta-fructofuranosidase, insoluble isoenzyme 4-like
Exons: 7
Coding region: 67-1818 (583 amino acids)
Biological process (GO): carbohydrate metabolic process
Molecular function (GO): hydrolase activity, hydrolyzing O-glycosyl compounds
Source: RefSeq, a predicted model, not a curated record
GUUGACUUGAAAUUUGAGCUCCGACCAUCCAACCCCCUCUCCCUUCUCCUUCCUUCAUCUCCCCCCAUGGCCAGUUCUUGCAGAUCUUGCUUGGUUUGGGUCCUCUGCUUCUUCCUCUGCCGUUGUUUGGUGUUCGUGGAGCCUUCCCGCAGAGUCUUCCUGUAUCCACAGUCUCAGGAGAUAUCGUCCAUAGUUAGCAAGCAAUACAGGACUGCAUACCACUUCCAACCACCCAAGAACUGGAUCAAUGACCCAAAUGGACCGAUGUACUACAAUGGCGUCUACCACCUCUUCUACCAGUACAACCCCAAUAGCUCGGUGUGGGGCAACAUCCAUUGGGCUCACUCGGUGUCGACCGACCUCAUCAACUGGGCGCCGCUCGACCUCGCCAUCCAUCCCACCAAGCCCUUCGACAUCAAUGGCUGCUGGACCGGCUCCGCCACCAUCCUCCCCGGCCACCAGCCGGUCAUCCUCUACACUGGGAUGAACCGAGACAACCAGCAGGUCCAGAACAUUGCUGUCCCGGGGAACCUGUCCGAUCCCUUUCUCAGGGAGUGGACGAAGCCUGACUACAAUCCUCUGAUGACGCCCUCCGACGGCAUCCACCCCGACAUGUUCCGGGACCCGACCACCGGGUGGCGCGGAGCCGACGGGCGUUGGCGAGUCGCCCUGGGAGCUGAGAUCUCAGGGAAUGGAACCGCCUUGUUGUACAAGAGCGAGGACUUCGUGCGGUGGGAGAGGGCCGACUCGCCUCUGCAUUCGUCGAGCGCUUCGGGGAUGUGGGAGUGCCCUGACUUCUUCCCGGUGCCGAUCGAGGGACGAGAAGGCUUAGACACGUCGGUGAACUCCAAGGACGUCAGGCAUGUGUUGAAGAUGAGCUUGAUGGAGCCGCAGUCCGACUAUUACAUGCUGGGAACGUAUGAUGAGACGAGGGACAUCUUUGUGCCGGACAAUCCUGCGGACGACUACCGGAUGUGGUUGAGGUACGACUAUGGUAAGUUCUACGCAUCGAAGACGUUCUUCGAUGCGAAGAAGAAGCGGAGGAUCUUGUGGGGAUGGUUGAAUGAAUCUGACACUGAAUCUGAUGACAUCGCAAAGGGAUGGGCUGGUAUUCAGAUCAUUCCGAGGAAAAUUUGGCUGGAUAGCAGAGGAAGGCAGCUUGUUCAGUGGCCGAUCGAAGAGGUUGAAUCUCUCAGAAGAAACGAGGUUCAUCUGCAUGGCUUGGAGCUCACAACAGGUCUGCAUGAGAUCAAAGGAGUAAAAGGUUCACAGGCAGAUGUCGAGGUAGAUUUCGAGCUGCCAAGCUUAGACAGAGCAGAUCCCUUUGAUCCCACUCGGGCGAUGGACGCUCCUAAGCUUUGCAGUCAAGAAGAUGCUUCCGUUAGAGGUGGAAUCGGACCCUUUGGGUUGCUGGUUUUGGCUUCGGAAAACCUGGAGGAACACACGGCUAUCUUCUUCAGAGUUUAUAGAGAUCAGAACACAGCCAAAGUCCUCAUGUGCUCUGAUCAGAGAAGGUCCUCUCUAAGGCCAGAGCUCGACAAACCAGUGUAUGGAGUGUUCUUGGACGUGGACCUCGAGAAGGAACGAAAGAUCUCUCUGAGAACCUUGAUCGAUCAUUCGGUAAUCGAGAACUUUGGCGGCAAGGGGAGAGCAUGCAUCACGGCUAGAGUUUAUCCUGAAUUGUUCUUGAACACCAGCUCUCAUCUUUACCUGUUCAACAAUGGCUCCAGCUCUGUGAUGAUCUCAAGGUUUCAGUCAUGGGGCAUGGCCAAGGCUCACUUGAACAUAAAACUCAAAGACCUAGUUAUCGAAAACUAGAGUUUUCGGGUGCAUUUUUUUCACUGAAACUAUGAUAUCUCAAUUCAUCAGUCAACCAAGGAAGAAUCAAUCUUUGGUAUUCUGAUACAAGAAAAGAUGAUUCAUGAUAAACCUCAAACAUUUUGCUCCUCUCAAAA